Messenger RNA from Trichosurus vulpecula (common brushtail), 234 nucleotides. Its product is annotated as putative 60S ribosomal protein L39-like 5. The coding region runs from base 1 to 234 and encodes 77 amino acids. The transcript has 3 exons. The record is from RefSeq and is a predicted model, not a curated record. NCBI's taxonomy places the organism in Eukaryota, Metazoa, Chordata, Mammalia, Diprotodontia, Phalangeridae.
AUGUCCUCCCAUAAGACUUUCAGAGUUAAGAGUUUUCUUGACAGGAAGCAGAAGAAAAUUUGUCCCACUCAAUUAACUCAAAUGAAAAGUAGCAAUAAGAUCAGGUACAACUCAAAAUAUAAACAUUGGAAAAAAACAAGAACACAGCCUCAGCUAGGACUGGGAGAUUCAGAGAUUGGAGAAAAUCCAGGUGGUGCACAUGUAUCAGGGAAGUUUGCCUUGAUAACUUCUUGA